AUGGCGGAAAUUCCGAAGACCAUGAAAGGCGUUGUUAUCGAGAAAACCGGCGGUACGGAGGUACUGGAAUACAAGACCGACCUUACGGUUCCUACUCCUCAAGAAGGCCAGGUUCUUAUCAAGAACAGCUUUGCUGGUGUUAAUUUUAUUGAUACAUACUUUCGUACCGGAUUUUACCCUCUUCCUUUGCCCGGCAUAAUGGGCAUGGAAGGGGAGGGUACAAUUGUUGCUCUCGGUAGUGGAAACACAUAUGAUCUCAAGGUUGGAGAUCGCGUGCUAUGGUUUGGUGCUAUGGGUGGUUAUGGAGAGUUUGCUGCCGUACCAUCUUUGAGAGUACACGUCCUUCCAAAAGAGAUCCCAGAGGGUUUCGGCGCCGCUGCAGCUGUGCAAGGUCUGACUGCCUUGACCUUAAUCAAAGAGGCGUAUCCAGUAAAGAAAGAUGAAUGGGUGCUUGUCCAUGCUGCCGCCGGAGGAUGCGGUUUGUGGUUGUGCCAAUUCCUGAGGGAGGUCGGUGCCAAGAUCAUCGGCACUGCGAGCACACCGGAGAAGUUGGAACUGGCCAAGAAGAACGGGGCACAAUAUUUAAUAAAUUAUGCUGAAGAAGACGUUGUUGCCCAGGUCAAGGCUAUAACUGGUGGGGAGGGUGUUGCCGUAGUGUUUGACGGAACUGGAAAGGAUCAGUUUGAGAAUGACCUUGAGGUUGUUGUGAGAAAAGGAACUGUUGUCAGCUUCGGAAACUCGUCCGGAGGUGUUCCACCUGUCCCAAUUUUCAAGCUGAUGGCUAAGAACGUGAAAUUGCUGAGGCCGACUCUUCAAAACUAUGUGUUCACACGAGACGAAGUCGACCACUACGUUGGCCAACUUUUAGACUUCAUCGCUUCAGGAAAAGGCAAGGUUCAUAUUCACAAGAUCUACCCCCUGGAAGAUAUUGCUACAGUACAUACAGACGUGGUUUCGCGCGGCACGACCGGUAAAUUGCUCCUCAAGCACUAG
Messenger RNA from Talaromyces amestolkiae, 993 nucleotides. RefSeq lists its product as uncharacterized. Gene Ontology annotation, biological process: cellular response to oxidative stress. The transcript has 3 exons. The record is from RefSeq and is a predicted model, not a curated record. Gene Ontology annotation, molecular function: quinone reductase (NADPH) activity; zinc ion binding. Gene Ontology annotation, cellular component: cytoplasm. Bases 1 to 993 code for a protein of 330 amino acids. NCBI's taxonomy places the organism in Eukaryota, Fungi, Ascomycota, Eurotiomycetes, Eurotiales, Trichocomaceae.